AUGGGUGGACGACAGGCCCACGGAAGGUCCCUUGUGGCGGCUCCCAAAGCCAAAGCCGCCAACAAAAAGUCAAAAGCGAGAUCACAAAAGAAUGCGCUCGACGCAUUCGGUAUUGCGCAGGAAAACUUUGCGCCCAAACAAAAGCGAACACCUCGAGCGAGAGGGCUGGAUGCCGAAAUAGAGAGAAAACAUGGACGAGACGACGAGGAAGAUGAUGAGGACGAGGAAGACGAGGAGGAACCCCAGAGGAAGAAGGCCAAGAGACCCAGCAGAGCUGCCGAUGACGACGCCGACUAUGGAAGCGACAGUGAGGGAAACGAAUGGCAAUUAGGAGGAAUGCAAGAAGACGAUGAGGACUCCGAGAUUGAGAGUGACGAUGCGCUUGGCGACAGUGACGAGGGCAAGUUCGAUGGCUACACGUUCCGUGGAAGCAAGUCAACAAAGCACGAGGACGACGAUUCAGAGGACGAUUCCCAAGACGAUGAGGGCGAGACCCUCGGCGCAGACGCAAUCGACUUAGCAACCGCUCUUGAUCAGUUCGAAGAGUCAGACGACGAGCCCCAGCAGAAGGAUCAAUCCGAGUCUUCAGAGUCAGACGAUGAUGCAUCCGACGAGUCAGAAGAGGACGAUGAGGACGACGGCGACUCUGACGAUUCUAAUGCCGAAGAUGCAGACCCAGAAAAGAUGCAAGGUCUAAUCAAGCAAUUUGGAGGCCAAAAGGAUGAUGGAGACGAGAAGCCAAAGGCAAAGGCCAAAAUUAGCCUGAGCGAUCUUGGACUGACCGGUAUCAACGACGCCAACAUUAAGAAGUCCAUGAAGCUUAUGAGCAAGGAAGAGAAGGAAAAGCGCCCCGGUGUUUCCAAGAAGUUAAACGUGCCUUUGGCAAGGAGACAACAGGAUCAACUUGACCGAAGCGCAGCUUACGAAAAGACCAACGAGACUCUGGACCGAUGGAACGACACAGUCAAGCAGAACCGAAGAGCAGAGCAUCUCGUGUUCCCUCUGCCCCAGAACUCUAUGACUGCUGGUCUUGACACUACUGAGAUCCAGCCCCUGAAUAUCUCCAAGCCAAGCAACGAGCUCGAGUCCACCAUCAUGUCUAUUAUGGAGCAGAGUGGUCUGACUAUGGACAAGCCCAAAAAGCCCAAGGAGAAGGAAUACGACGAAGAGGGCAAUGAGCUCACUCGCAGGGAGGCUCUCGCUCGCAAGCGUAUAGACCGUGAGGAGGCAGCACGAGAGGCUAAGCGAGCCAAGCGCAUCAAGAAGAUCAAGAGCAAGGCUUACCACCGAGUUCACCGAAAGCAGCGUGAGCGUGAGCGCGAGGGAGAGGAGGACGAGGAUAUUGAUUCUGAAGAAGAGCGCGAGGCGCAAGAUCGCCGACGUGCUCUGGAGCGUGUUGGACAGCGACACAAGAACAGCAAAUGGGCCAAGCUUGGUAACAAGACAAAGCGAGCUGUGUGGGAUGACGAGUUCCGUACUGGUCUUACUGAAAUGGCUCGCAAGGACGAGGAGCUCCGAAGGAGAAAGGAGGGUCGUGCUGGUGGCUCCGACGAGUCAUCCGAGUCUGACAGUGACUCGGAUGGUGGUGAGGCAUCCUUGCGUCGCGAUUUGGCGGCCCUUGAAGAAGAGGACAACGUGCCUCAAAAGGGCUUGAUGGGCAUGAAGUUUAUGCAAAAGGCCGAGGCUGCCAAGAAGGAGGCCGACGCGGCUCUCGUCAACCAGAUCCGACGAGAGCUCGAUGGUGAGGAGUUUGAUGGAUCUGCCGAUGAGCUGGAAGAGGUUGGUCGACGGCAAUACGGCGCCGCAGACGGUAAGCCAUUCAAGCCGGCUCUCGAAACAUCAACCCGGGUGUCCAAAAAACGCAAGUCCGAGGAUGACAGUGACGACGACAUCGUGAUAACCACCAACAGCGCUGCCUACAACCCCGCUGUUCCCAACAUCACAUCCCUCUCCGAACCUGCUCCCUCAACAACCACAGGCAAAUGGUCCCGUGGUGAGUCGCGAAGUAAGAAGAACAAGAGCCAGUCCACAAGCAAUGUUGGUGAUCUCGACCUCAUAUCUCACACCCUUGUCGCCGAGCGUCCAAGCAAGUCCAAGUCAAAACCCCAAACUGCCGAUGAAGGUUCGGACGCUGAGUCCGAUACUGACCUGCAUCUCCCCAUGGCGAUUCGCGAUCAAGAAAUGCUUGACCGUGCCUUCGCCGGCGAGGAUGUUGCAGGAGACUUUGAGGCCGAGAAGACGGCUAUUGCUGAGGAUGAGGAUGACAAGAUCGUUGACAACACACUCCCCGGCUGGGGGUCAUGGGUUGGCGAUGGUGUGAGCGCAAAAGAGAAGAAGCGACACCAGGGCCGUUUCCUAACAAAGGUUGAUGGUAUCAAGAAAAGGGACCGCAAGGACGCCAAGCUGGACAAGGUUAUAAUCAACGAGAAACGCAUCAAGAAGAACGACCGCUACCUCGCAUCCCAGCUUCCUCAUCCCUUCGAGUCCCGCCAACAGUACGAGCGCUCCCUACGUCUACCAGUCGGACCAGAGUGGCAGACAAAGGAGACCUUCCAGGGCAGCACCAAGCCUCGCGUGCUCAUGAAGCAGGGCAUUAUUGCGCCCAUGUCCAAGCCCACAAUUUAG
Molecule: messenger RNA, 2625 nt
Organism: Fusarium pseudograminearum CS3096
Lineage: Eukaryota; Fungi; Ascomycota; Sordariomycetes; Hypocreales; Nectriaceae
Exons: 3
Coding region: 1-2625 (874 amino acids)
Biological process (GO): rRNA processing
Cellular component (GO): small-subunit processome; nucleolus
Source: RefSeq, a predicted model, not a curated record